Oncorhynchus masou masou (cherry salmon) is the source of this 6755-nucleotide messenger RNA. RefSeq names its product rho GTPase-activating protein 22-like. The record is from RefSeq and is a predicted model, not a curated record. Bases 1025 to 3451 code for a protein of 808 amino acids. The transcript is spliced from 10 exons. Gene Ontology annotation, cellular component: focal adhesion. Gene Ontology annotation, molecular function: GTPase activator activity. Gene Ontology annotation, biological process: activation of GTPase activity; signal transduction. Lineage: Eukaryota; Metazoa; Chordata; Actinopteri; Salmoniformes; Salmonidae.
UAGCCAACAAAUUGUCAGCCAAGCUAACUGAUUUGAAAAAGUCAUUACUUUAUUUACAUUGCUGAACAUGUUCUUAACAUUUGUCAUAAUUACUUAAAGCAAAGAAAUUGUAUCCGCUCUCGUCGGACUUCGGCUGCAUAUUUUCUGCCAUUUUCUUGAAAUCUGAAAAUGUUGUGAAGCCACGCCCAUUUUCUGAAGAAUUGUAUUAUCGGCCCUAAAAGCACAGAGUGUCCAGAGCUGGUAUACUUCGUAUUUUGGCGAAUUUAGUACGACAUCCUAGAACUCUUGGCAUACUAACUCUAUCCAUACUAUAACCAAUACGCAUACUACAUACUCAAUUUACAUCACAAAUAGUACGGUUAGUGCAGUUAGUAUGAAUAUUCGAAACACAGCUCUAGAGUGUUUGGUGUCCACAGAAUUUGCUGUUCUAAAAUGAUACGGACAGCAUUUGUAGUCUUUUCUGGGUGAUGGUGAAUGGUUUACCUGAAAACAAGAGUAGAAUAGUUUUACAUACCUGGCUAGUAACAUGAAGUGGACUAUGGCAAACUGUGAUUAUGUGUGUUUGUGCAUGUGCUUGAGUGUGUGUGCACCCUUCUGUGUCUGUCUGAAUCAUGCAGCAGGAGUAAUAUUAGAACUGAGCAUGUGCAGGAGAUGUCUACCCCUCGCAAAACCUCUAAAUCCCUCUAAACAUAUACAUCUCUCUCUCUCUCUUUAUCUCUCUCUCUUUAUCUCUCUCUCUCUCUUAUUGGGCAGGGCUGUAAGUACACUGGGCUAGUGAGACAGAGAGAGCAGGGGAGAGAGAAAAGGGAAUGGAGAGAGAGUGUAACUGGAAAGGAGAAAGAGAGGGAGAGUGGAAAGAGAGCCCGGAGGGUGCUUGACCGGAAGGAGAUUGAGUGGCAGUAAAGAAGAGAGAUAGAGAAAGGGUGGUGCCUCAGGGAAUAAGAAACAGGGUGAGGCAGCAGAGUGAGAGGAGAGAGCAGUGUGCGUGUGACUGGGGGGAUCCAGACAUGGGACUAGCGCUGCAAUGACAACCAUGCUUAGCCCUAAAAACAGACAGACACGCAGGGCCCGCUCGAAGAGCAUGGUGCUGGGCCGCUGCAGUUCUCCUCUAGGCCAGGAGAUGACGUUGAAGGCCGGCUGGCUGAAGAGACAGAGGAGCAUCAUGAGGAACUGGCAGCUGCGGUGGUUCGUUCUCCACACUGAAGCACUGUACUUCUAUAAGGACCAGGAUGAGACUAAACCUCAGGGAUGCAUCAUUCUCCAGGGAAGUCAGGUCAGUGAGCUGUCGGCCAAUCAGGAUGAAGCUGGUCGCUACCUGUUUGAGAUUGGUCCAGGAGGCAGUGGAGAGAGGGAUCGUUCAGGUCUGAGCGAGUCUUUCCUGUUGAUGGCUAAGUCUCAGAGUGACAUGGAGGAAUGGGUCAGAGCCAUACGAAGAGCUAUAUGGGCCCCGCUAGGAGGAGGUAACACACACACACACACACACACAAGCACACACAUGCCUCUAGGUAUUUUUGGGCAGCAUUUAGAGGAGACAAUGCAGUGUGAGAGUGGGUGUGGCAGCAGCAGCAAGCCUCUGGUGCCUCUGCUGGUGCAGCAGUGUGUGUGUUUUAUACACCAGCACGGCCUAACGGAGGAGGGGCUGUUCAGAAUGCCUGGACAGACCAAUCACGUACGAGAGCUGCAAGAUGCCUUUAACUGCGGGGAGAAACCACUGUUUGGCAGUAACACUGAUGUCCACACGGUGGCGUCCCUGCUGAAGCUGUACCUCAGAGAGCUGCCAGAGCCUGUGGUGCCUUUCAACAAAUACACAGAGUUCCUCUCCACUGCUCAGCUCCUGGCCAAGGACCAGGAGGAGGGGAUCCUUGAGCUGGGCAGGCAGUUGAAGAGUCUUCCUCAGGUCAACUACAACCUCCUCAGAUACGUCUGCAGAUUCCUAGAUGAGGUCCAGUCCCACUCAAGUCAGAACAAGAUGAGUGUUCAGAACCUGGCCACCGUGUUCGGGCCCAACAUCUUCCGACCCAAGAUGGAAGACCCACAGAUCAUGAUGGAGGGUAGUUCCCAGGUGCAGCACCUGAUGACUGUACUGAUCAGUGAACACUCUCGGCUGUACCAGGGGCAGGCAGAGACUCCCAGGGAGGACCAAUCUGCCCCUUCUCCAACUCCCUAUCCCCGGGUCCCCCCGAUUCAGCGCUGCAGGGUGGAAUGGCUCUCACAGGAGGACAUCCUGCCCCCCAACCCCGCCAAGGACUAUCCAUCCCUGGAACAGACCCCUAACACCCCAAGUCAGGAACCACUUCAACCCCUCCUGACCUCCGCAGUGUCCUCUCUUGACACUGACCGCCCUGGAUCAACCCCCAAGGAAAGAACCGAGGGAGAUUCUGAGGGGAUGAAUGGUGGAAGAACAGAAGAAAAGACGGAGAGAAAGAGUGAAGGAAAGAGCGAAAUAAAACUCUUGGGUGGUAGUGGCGCAGACCUUGGCCCCAGUAAACAGUCCAAAAGCCAGUCUUCAUGGAGGUCCUCUUUGAAGGGUAGGUCCGGGUCAGGGGGGGUAAGGGGGAAGUUGGGGGGGUCAGCAGUUGAUGUGUCGACAGUCACCGGAGGCCACUGGCUGAUGAAUGGCCUGACGUCCUUCCGGAGUCACCGACGGACCGCUUCGACUGGCGAACGACUCAAAGAGUCCUCGCUUUGCCUGAAAGAGACACAUAUAGAAUCUCCGCUAGACUCAUAUACUGAGUCCUCUUUGUCACUAAAAGUCUCCCAAAGAAGCUCGCUAAAAGACUCAUCUCCUUUACAUAUAGACUCCUCCUGUUCUACUAUAGUCUCCUCCUGUCCCAAUAUAAAGCCCUCCCAAUCUGUUAGAAACUCCCCCCAUUCCAACAGGCUCUCGACCUAUGACAACGUUAAUGUCACUCCCUGCAGUCUGAGCUUGCCCAUUGGCAGCCCCUCCCCCUGGACCUCUUGUGAGAUCCCAUUGGCUGAAUCUACAGGAAGUGAGCACGGAACACUGAUUUCUGGUUUAGGGUCAGGGCAGUCUGUGGCAGGGCCCUCGACACCUGGGGACAGUAGCUCUCCUCUAGAGCUGUGUGUGAGCAGCGCUGACUGGAAUGAGGGUGACCCUGGAGAUGACAUCACAGGUCAGAGGUCAGGGGUCAAUGAGGGUCUGUUCAGCCUGGUGACGGAGUUGAAGGAGGAGCUGAGGAGACAGAGGAUCAGCUAUGAGACACGCAUACACAAGUUAGAGGAUUCGUGUUCAGGUCUUCGUCUCCAGUCUGGUCGUUUAGAAGAGGAUCUAGGCCAGGAGAAGAAGAGAUUAUUCAUGUUGGAGAUCCAACUGGGGAACUCGGAACGCGCAAGGCAAGAUGCUGAGACUCGGAAUGUUCUCCUGCAGAAAGAGAUGGAAGAGUUAUUUGCUACACUGGGGAACCUGACCACUGGCACAGAUACCAGCUAGACCUGAGCAGACAGCAUUAGCCCACCGAGCAAAAGCCUACAAACUGGGCACAAACUGAAUGAAUCAACAUAAUAUGUCAACGUAUAGCAACAUGGAAUUUAUGUGGAAAAUGCAUUUGAUUUGAAAAAAGUCAUGAACGUAAAAUGUUGUUUUGAGGGUGAUAUUUCAAAGACGGGAUUAUGUCAUCAUGGUAACCAAAUUUCAACAUAGACAAACCUUGUAUCAAAUAUGUUGAACUUGUACCUUUAAGAAAACAUCAGAUCUUCAACCUUAUAUCCACGAUUUAAAAAAAUAACUAUAGGCUGGGCAGCACCUCCUACUGGAUAAUGUAUCUAUAGCUACCCUUUGGUCUCCCAUCCAGGGUUUUAACCAAGCCUAGCCCUGCGUAACUAUGAUAUUUGUCACUGACUAUCACCAAUGUUCUAUUGCGAGAAUGAUUGUUAAGAGAUCUCCACUUAUUCCACAAACUGGAAUUAAAGCCAGACUAAAUCAGUGGCACAGAUGGAACUAUCCAAGCAGAAGACACAUCUCUUUCAAAUGUUGAUAUUUGGAUGUGUUGACAACCAAACACAAUUCAAUGUCACUUUUGAAAUACUAUAAAUAACCUAUAAACUUGUCGACAAAUUGUAUGUUGGAUUCACUUCUCUAACUCAACCAAAAAUACUUUUCCCACAUUUUGUUACGUUUACAGCCCUGUUUUUUUCCCUCAUCAGUCUACACACAAUAUCCCAUAAUGACAAUGAAAAAAAAAUGUUUUUGUGCAAAUUUACAUAAGUAUUCAGACCCUUUACUCAGUACUUUGUUGAAGCACCUUUUGCAGCAAUUCCUACAUCAAUUAUUCUUGGGUAUGACACUACAAACUUGGCACACAUGUAUUUGGGGAGAUUCUCGCAUUCUUCUCUGCAGAUCCUCUCAAGCCCUGUCAGGCUGGAUGGGGAGAGUCACUGCACAGCUAUUUUCAGGCCUCUCCAGAGAUCUGGUUCAAGUCCGGGCUCUGGCUGGGCCACUCAGGGACAUUCAGAGACUUGUCCUGAAGACCCUCCUGUAUUGUCUUGAAUGUGUGCUUAGGCUCUGAGGUCCUGAGCUCUCUGGAGCAGGUUUUCAUCAAGGAUCUCUCUGUAAUUUGCUCUGUUCAUCUUUGCCUCGAUCCUGACUAGUCUCCCAGACACUGCCGCUGAAAAACAUACCCACAGCAUGAUGCUGCCACCCCCACUAUGGAUGGUGCCAGGUUUCCUCCAGAUGUGACGCUUGGUAUUCAGGCCAAAGAGUUCAAUCUUGGUUUCAUCAGACCAGAGAAUCUUGUUUAUCUUGGUCUGGCCGUCUUUAGGUGUCUUUUGGCAAACUCCAAGCGGGCUGUCAUGUGCCUUUUAAUGAGGAGUGGCUACCAUCUGGCCACUCUACCAUAAAGGCCUGAUUGGUAGAGUGCUGUAGAGAUGGUUGUCCUUAUGGAAGAUUCUCCCAUCUCCACAGAAAAACUCUAGAGCUCUGUCAGAGUGACCAUCGCGUUCUUGGUCACCUCCCUGACCAAGGCCCUUCUCCCCCGAUUGCUCAGUUUGGCCGGGCGGCCAGCUCUAGGAAGAGUCUUGGUGGUUCCAAACUUCUUCCAUUUAAGGAUGAUGGAGGCCACUGUGUUCUUGGGUACCUUCAAUGCUGCAGACAUUUUUUGGUACACUUCCCCAGAUCUGUGCCUCGACACAAUCCUGUCUCUGAGCUCUACAGGCAAUUCCUUCAACCUCAUGGCUUGGUUUUUGCUCUUGUAACGGAUGUGAAACAGCUAGCUUAGUUAGCGGUGGUGUGCGCUAAAUAGCGUUUCAAUCAGUGACGUCACUUGCUCUGAGACCUUGAAGUAGUAGUUCCCCAUGCUCUGCAAGGGCCGCGGUUUUUAUGGAGCGAUGGGUAACGAUGGUUCGUGAGUGACUGUGGUUGAUGUGUGCAGAGGGUCCCUGGUUCGCGCCCGGGUAUGGGCGAGGGGACGAUCUAAAGUUAUACUGUUACACUCUGACAUGCACUGUCAACUGUGGAACUGUAUAUAGACAGGUGUGUGCCUUUCCAAAUCAUGUCCAAUCAGUUGAAUUUACCACAGGUGGACUCCAAUCAAGUUGUAGAAACAUCUCAAGGAUGAUCAAUAGAAACAGGAUGCACCUGAGCUCAAUUUCGAGUCUCAUAGCAAAGGGUCUGACUACUUAUGUAAAUAAGGUAUUUCUGCUUUUUAUAUUUUAUAAAUGUGCAAAAAUGUUGUUUUUUUAACUGUUUUCGCUUUGUCAUUAUGGGUUAUUGUGUGUAGAUUGCUGAGGAUUAUUUUUUUUGCAUUUAGAAUAAAGCUGAAACUUAACACAAUGUGGAAAAAGUCAAGAGGUCUGAAUACUUUGCGAAUGCACUGUAUGUAGAGAACGGUUCAGAAAAUGAGGGAUCAUUUAAUGAAAGCCAUGUAAAUACACACAUCUCUCAUUUUCAGCAUCUAUUGGUAUAUUUAAAAUGCUCUGAUCUUGUAUUAUUUAGGGUUAGAAAAAACAACUGGUUUGUAGAGCCUUUGCGCGCAAAAUAAUGAUGAAUAAAACAAUAGAACAUUUUCCCACGUGAAAACCUCUCACAUGUAAACAUUUUAAUUGGUUGAUUCAUGUGAAAACUGUUACAUGUGAUUGUUUUUCACGCGAACUUGCAAUUCCACAUGUGAAAGUGAGAAUUUAAUGUGAUAUAUUUGAAACUGCAUAUUCAAAUUAUUUUUUUUACAUGUGAUUGUUUGCAAUUUGCAAUUCCACAUGUGAAAGUGAAUCUAAAUUGCAUUCUCAUGUCAGAAAACUCCACAUUUACUCCAAUGUUUGUAAACGAAGUAAAUGUAAUCAAACCAUAUAUAACCUAAAAACAUGCUUUAAUUAAACUAUAAUAUUGAAAUCAUAGAUGGUCAGUUCUUGCAGCCAUAGCGUAGUCUAUGGAUUUGAGAGCAGUUGCAUUUCUCCAGCCCCAGACCUUACAUUUUUUUUGCGAAACUGUGGUAGGGAUCAUACUUAUUUCAUGUUUAAAUGAAGGAUUGCAACUUUAAACACCUUUAAUAGAGUAGUAGUGUCAUUAUAUGGUGCAAUCCUCUAGUGAGUGAGUUACUUUUGUGCCAUUAGUAGCAAGAAAAACUGAAGUCGAGAAGAAAAUUGUUAUUGUUGCAAACAAAAAUAAUGAUUGAAAGCAAAACAAAAUAUUGCAAGGAAAACAUUUUUCAUGCGAGAGCAAUAAAUUGUAAAUGGAUGCAAAAAAGUAUUUUCAGUUAAACAUUUUUUUGGUAACGCAAUUAAAAUAAAACAUAACCAUCUUU